This is a messenger RNA of Triticum turgidum subsp. durum (durum wheat), 420 nucleotides long. NCBI's taxonomy places the organism in Eukaryota, Viridiplantae, Streptophyta, Magnoliopsida, Poales, Poaceae. The record is from the annotation of a GenBank genome assembly.
AUGGCCACGCAGCCGGGAUGGCGCCCCCUCCCCCUGGUGACCUUGCCCCGGCUGGUAGCUGGACUACCACCAGAUCUACCUAACAUCGUAGCCCCUCCUUCUCUCCGACAGCAAGUGGUGGCCGGAUUGGAGCCUAGUCCGCCAAGGUGGCCUGCCCUGCAGCUCGUGGAUCUGGAGUUCGAGCACGAGCUGAAGCAGGAGAGCAUGCACAACAACACACAGAUCAUGAACCACUUGAUGGAUACAACGAGUGUCACUUUCCACCGGAGGUACCCUCUCUUCGACUCAUCGUUAGAGGAUUGUACAGCCUAUGUAUUCCACGGAAUGAUAUACACUGAUCUGAACCAGAACCCACUUAUUGUGCCGUUGGAGAUUCUUCAUGGCCAUCUAAGUUCAGAUAGAAGAGGGGUUUUGGAUUAA